AUGCAGGAAACGAUCCUUAUAACCGGUGCGACCAGCUCCCUUGCAACACGCAUUGUCCACCUCCUCCUUACCAAAUACUCUUCCUCACCCCAAGACCCAAGUCUGGACGAGAAUGGCCAUGAAUAUACACUGCUUUUAACGUCCCAGAACCCAUCCAAGAUCAAACUCAAACUCCCUAAACUUACGUCGAACACAAACAUCAGCAUCAGAAUCAGGAAACUCGACCUGUCCAACCUCUCAUCAGUGCAUGAUUUCGCUACAGCAAUCAGCACAGACGUCCAAUCUGGCAAGAUCCCCCGGCUAAGGAGCAUCAUUUGUAAUGCUUCCUACUGGAACUUACGCGGCGACGGAGAAUUAACAGACGACGGACACGAGGGGACAUUCCAGGUCAACUACAUCGCGCAAACAGCCCUCGUCCUCCGUCUCUUGGGGGCCUUUAAUCCCGGGUCAGGAGGGAGUAUUGUGCUUCUCACCUGUGAUAUACACCGACACUGGCCCCUCAGAAGCGUGCUUGGUCGAGCACGUGGCCUGGAAAAGUAUCCCCCUGGAAUCCCGGCAGAUCUAAACAAGCUGGUUGAGGUUGAAUCCCAGUCACACCCUCAGUCUGAGCCUCAGUCUCCAGAGCAGAUUCUGGAAGAGCUACAGGAGAAACCAAAGAUCAGGAAAAAUGAAAAGGUGGAGUAUAUGCCCCGCGGCAUCCAGCGGUACACAAACUCGAAGAUGGCUCUGAUUAUGUGGAUGUAUGCAUUGAAUCGGCGCUUAGAGGCCGAUCUUGCCCUCAACACUAUCACCGCCAUUUCAGUCAACCCAGGAACACUCCUCAACUCACGAGCUCUGCGAGCAAACACCCCGUUUCGUCUAAAAUUUCUCUCCCUGUUCCUGAUGACUACAGUCCGCCCAUCCCUCUCGCUACUUUGCCGACUACCUUUCGUGGGGAGGAAGUUCAAGGCGAAGAAGACAAUGCGCAGCUGCGCGGAGGCGGCUAGUGGAGUUGUAGAUUUUGCAUUCGGCAUCAAACCGGAUUCCAACAAUGCUAGCUCUGGAGAUAUGGACACGGGUGCAGAUGAGGAUGGAGACGUGAAUGACGAUAGCGAUAGUGAGGGCGGGUACUACACCCUCACCCUUCCCACAAGAGACGUGGAUCUGCCAGAUACGGAUUGUUUGAAUGAGGAGAGGCAAGAGGCCCUCUGGAGAAAAACACUCCAAUGGGCGGGCAUUUCGAAUGUGAAUACAGCGAUUCAAGUCGAGAUCUGA
Aspergillus nidulans FGSC A4 is the source of this 1254-nucleotide messenger RNA. RefSeq lists its product as uncharacterized. The transcript is spliced from 2 exons. The coding region runs from base 1 to 1254 and encodes 417 amino acids. The record is from RefSeq and is a predicted model, not a curated record. Lineage: Eukaryota; Fungi; Ascomycota; Eurotiomycetes; Eurotiales; Aspergillaceae.